CGCUUCCACCUCUGCCUUGUACUCUAUUGUUCCCCUACUUGAGGUGACUGGCGCUCAUUCAAUCUCUCACCGUUCCUCGCUGGGUCAGUUCAGGGAGAGACAGAGACAGAGACAGAGAGAGACAGACACUUUAAAAUGCGCGAGUGUAUCUCCAUCCAUGUUGGCCAGGCCGGAGUCCAGAUGGGCAAUGCAUGCUGGGAGCUGUACUGCCUGGAACAUGGCAUCCAGCCCGAUGGCCGCAGGCUGGACGGCAGAAGCAGAACGGAGACGGACGACUCAUUCGACACCUUCUUCUGCGAGAUGGGGUCGGGGAAGCACGUGCCCAGGGCAAUCUUUCUGGAUCUUGAACCUUCUGUGAUCGAUGAGGUCCGCACUGGUGCCUACCGACAUCUCUUCCACCCCGAGCAGCUCAUCACCGGCAAGGAAGAUGCCGCCAACAACUAUGCCCGUGGGCACUACACCAUUGGCAAGGAGCUGAUCGACCCGGUGUUGGAGAGGCUUCGGAAACUGGCUGACCAGUGCACGGGUCUCCAAGGGUUCUUUGUCUUCCACAGCUUUGGUGGAGGUACUGGUUCUGGCUUCACCUCCCUGCUGAUGGAACGCCUCUCCGUCGACUACGGCAAGAAGUCCAAGCUGGAGUUCUGCAUCUACCCGGCUCCUCAGAUCUCCACCGCAGUGGUGGAGCCCUACAACUCCAUCCUGACCACCCACACCACCCUGGAGCACUCAGACUGCUCCUUCAUGGUGGACAACGAAGCCAUCUACGACAUCUGCCGCAGAAACCUGGACGUGGAGCGCCCGGGCUACGUGAACCUCAACAGGCUCAUUGGCCAGAUCGUCUCGUCGAUCACCGCCUCCCUCCGCUUCGACGGGGCCCUCAACGUGGAUCUGACAGAGUUCCAGACCAACUUGGUGCCCUAUCCCCGAAUCCACUUCCCCCUGGUCACCUACUCCCCGGUCAUCUCGGCCGAGAAGGCUUACCACGAGCAACUGUCCGUGGCCGAGAUCACCAAUGCUUGCUUUGAGCCGGCCAACCAGAUGGUCAAGUGUGACCCUCGCCAUGGCAAGUACAUGGCUUGUUGUCUGCUUUACCGCGGUGACGUGGUGCCGAAAGACGUCAACGCUGCCAUCGCGGCCAUCAAGACCAGGCGUACCAUCCAGUUUGUUGACUGGUGCCCGACUGGGUUCAAGGUUGGCAUCAACUACCAGCCUCCCACUGCGGUGCCCGGUGGGGACCUGGCCAAGGUGCAGCGUGCAGUGUGUAUGCUGAGCAACACCACUGCCAUCGCUGAGGCUUGGGCACGGCUCGACCACAAGUUUGACCUGAUGUACGCCAAGCGCGCCUUCGUGCAUUGGUACGUGGGGGAGGGAAUGGAGGAGGGAGAGUUCUCCGAGGCCCGUGAAGACAUGGCAGCCUUGGAGAAGGAUUACGAGGAGGUUGGAGCCGACAGCACAACUGAUGACAAUGAAGGAGAGGAAUUCUGAGUCACUCCAAAACCCUUGAGUAGAUCUUUCACUCAGGCCCCUGAUAAAUGAGAUGUGAAUGAAACCGCAAUACUUUCGAGGAGCUAAUGUUUUUUUUCCACUUGAAUUAAUCAUUGCGUAAAAAAAGUAAAAAAUGUUGAACAUGUUAGUCCGAUAGGCUUGGCAUAUUUAAUGAGAAACACAUCUGUUUUCAUCUAAUGCAAGUACCGGCUGAAGCAAUGCAUUGGAAAUAUCUUUGAUGUCUCUCACAGAAAUCAAGUGUAAUGUUACAGUGGACAUGGUGUUUAAUGAUAUGCUGUAUAUUCCAUUCUGUAGCCACAGCCUGCAAUAAUAAAAUAACUACAUCCAGAGACAA
Molecule: messenger RNA, 1840 nt
Organism: Leucoraja erinaceus (little skate)
Lineage: Eukaryota; Metazoa; Chordata; Chondrichthyes; Rajiformes; Rajidae
Product: tubulin alpha-8 chain-like
Exons: 4
Coding region: 136-1485 (449 amino acids)
Biological process (GO): microtubule cytoskeleton organization; mitotic cell cycle
Cellular component (GO): microtubule; cytoplasm
Molecular function (GO): GTP binding; structural constituent of cytoskeleton
Source: RefSeq, a predicted model, not a curated record